This is a messenger RNA of Dromiciops gliroides (monito del monte), 5231 nucleotides long. Its product is annotated as rho GTPase-activating protein 29-like. Gene Ontology annotation, biological process: activation of GTPase activity; signal transduction. Lineage: Eukaryota; Metazoa; Chordata; Mammalia; Microbiotheria; Microbiotheriidae. The transcript is spliced from 22 exons. The record is from RefSeq and is a predicted model, not a curated record. Gene Ontology annotation, molecular function: GTPase activator activity. Gene Ontology annotation, cellular component: cytoplasm. Bases 232 to 3930 code for a protein of 1232 amino acids.
GGGCAGCAGCCUGAGUGAGUUGUGGCUCGCAGCGGCUCAGCUAGAGCCGGCCCAAGGAGGGCGGACUCCCCUCCGUGGACGGUGGGCUACAGGACUCGGCCACGUCCCCCGAGGACCUCGAUGUUCGCCCGCCGUACCCUUCGCGGCGCGAUGUUGCUGCACGGGAUUUCCGUUUUCUGUUACCAGAUGGACCACAACUGAAGGGAUUUCAGAAGCACUGCUGUGAUUGGGAUGUUGCGACAGAACAUUGGAAGCAACAAGCAUGGUUUAUCAAUUGCUGGAUUCUCACUGUGUAAUCUUUUCACUCUUCUUAAUUUUGGAAACUGGAGAAUGGGGCACUGCACCAAGAGCAACUCUUUGAGCAGCAUAAAUUCCAAUCCAAGUUGCUGUAACAGCCCCAUUAUUGAUCCGGAGUACAUGAAGCAGUUGGUCAAUGAUGUCAGAAGUUUUGCAGAGUUGUUGCUCUCUUUGAAAAAAGCUAUCCUCUCUGAAGAAAGUCAAGAUUGUCUGCAUAACGUGGUUCAUGAACGUCUUGGAGAGCUGCUGAGAAUUCUUCAGGCCAUAAUAAACAAACACCAAAUUCUCAACUCAGCUGAUAUUCUUAGAGCUACAGGAGUAGUUAUUGCAAAAGUGAAAGCUGUGGAUUUCAACAACAUUAAUGAAGAAAAUAAGAGACAUCUUUUCAGUGAAAUAUUUUCUUCUAUUGAAACAUUGGCAUUCACCUUUGGUAACGUUGUUUCAGAUUUCCUUAUGGGAGAUGUAGGCAGUGACUCGUCUUUGGAACUUCCUGUGUCCCUGAAAAAUCAGUCCUCUGAAAACAUUUCUGUGGAAUCAGUGGGAUUGCUGAAUGAAAAUGAUAAUCUUCAAGGACCUCUGUGGCCCAGAGAAUUGGAUAGCAUAUUUCUGAGAAAUGAUGUUGGAGUUGAAUUGGCUUUGUCAUAUGCUAAAAUGUGGUCAAAAUAUGCCAAAGAUAUAAUUACAUGGGUAGAGAAAAAAAUUAGCCUGGAAUUGGAGUGUGCUAGAAACAUUGCAAAGAUGGCAGAGACAACUAAAGCCAUUAUUGGCCUUCAGGAGUUUAUGCCAUUCCAGGCUUUAUUCUUAAAUGCUUUUGAUAAUGAUAUUGAGAGCAGUCAGCUUUCACAACAAACAGCAGCAGCUCUUCAAGCCAACAAAUUUGUUCAGCCUCUCCUUGGGAGAAAAAGUGAAUUGGAUAAACAGAGGAAAGCAAUUAAAGAGAUUUGGCAACGAGAACAGAAGAAAAUGCAAGAGACAGAGGCAUCUCUCAAAAAGGCAAAACUCUACUGUAUACAACAACAGAAUGAAUAUGAAAAAGCCAAAUCUUCCACAAUGCAUGCUGAAGAGGAGCAUCUGAGUUCAAGUGGAGGGCUUGGGAGAGAGGCCAGCAAGCAGUUAGAGAAAAAGCGAAGGCUGGAAGAAGAGGCUCUGCAAAAAGUUGAAGAAGCAAAUGAACACUAUAGAGUUGUUAUGACAAAUAUGGAAGAAAGGCAAAAUGAUUUAGACCAUACUAGAAGUGAAAUUUUAAUACAACUUCAUAAUCUUGUCCUGCAGUGUGAUCUGACUCUUAAAGCUGUCAUAAUAAACCUCUUUCAGAUACAACAUGAGCAGCUUCUGUCGCUUCCAAUUAACUACCAGUCUCUCUGUGACACUGCCAAGGCAUAUGACCCUGGGAGAAACUUUGCGGAUUUUAUAAAGGCAAAAACUUCCCCUAAAGAGGAUGUUCACCGUAAAUCUAUUUUUUGUGACAAUUUAAAAAUUGAUGGAGGGCCACCCUUUUGCAGAUCAUGGUCAGUUGUUAACCAGUGUGGUGGAAUGUGCAGCGAUACAGAGAGUGCUGGAGGAAGCAGUGAAACAGCAUCCAUGGAUUCUCCUUCUGCCAGUCCAGGGGCAUCUAAACGAAGGUUUCCUAGGACACCAUCAAUGGGGACCAUGUCUUCUGCUGAGGAGCUAAAUGAAAGAGAACCACCUUCUCCUUCUGAGAUUGCCUUAAGUGAACAUCUAGCUGAAAUUAUUUCCCCUGGACCAUUUAGAAAUGUCAUUAAAUCAAAAGCUGCUGUAAGCCAUAAUUUUCGGAAACUAAGGACUCCCUCUAAAUGCAAAGAAUGCGACACCUUAGUUAUAUUCCAAGGGGCAGAGUGUAUAGAGUGCUCCCUUGCUUGUCACAAAAUGUGUUUGGAAACCUUAACCAUUCAAUGUGGACACCAGAGACUUCAUGGCAAAUUACAUCUAUUUGGUGGAGAAUUUGCUCUGGCAGCUAAAAAUGCCCCUGAUGGCAUCCCCUUCAUCAUUAAAAAAUGUACUUCAGAAAUUGAAAAACGAGCCUUGAAUGUGAAGGGCAUCUACCGGAUAAGUGGUGGUAAAUCAAGAGUGGAGAAACUCUGCCAGUCCUUUGAAAAUGGAAAAGAUUUAGUAGAAUUAUCAGAACUCUGUGUUCAUGAUAUCAGCAACGUUCUUAAUUUAUAUCUUCGUAAGUUACCAGAACCCUUAUUUUUGUUUCACCUUUAUGAUGAGUUUAUUGGCCUUGCCAAAGAGAGCCAGAACGUAAAUGAAGAUUCAAAACAGACAAGCCCUGAAGUUGUGGGUGCUGAACUAAAUAAAAUCCUAAAGAAAAUAAAAUCUCUUCUUAAAAAACUUCCAGGACCAAACUAUAAUACUAUUAAGUACCUCAUAGGCCAUCUUAACAGGGUGGUUCAGAAGGCUGAAGAAAACAAGAUGCCAGCCAGUAAUCUGGGGAUAAUAUUUGGACCCACGCUGAUCAGGCCUCGGCAGACGAAUGCUAAGGUUUCCCUUUCCUCUCUAGUGGACUGCAUUCAUCAGGCUCGAUUUGUGGAGCUGCUUAUAGCUUAUUAUGAGAAGAUUUUUGAUGUGUCCCUGCAACCACUCUCAGCUUCUCCUACCAAUGAAAUCCCCACCAUGGAGCCCCAGAAGCCUGGGUCAUGCCUUGCUUCAAAGGAAGGCAUCCCACUUUCUCAUAAUGGGAGUAUGAUUUCAGAAACAGCUACAUCCUCUGAAGGAUUACAUGACCAUAAAAAUGCACUAGAAGGAGCUGAUUCAUCUGCCAUUGAAAAUGCAAUGUCUUCAGUUUUUUAUGAGACUGAAACCUACCCCUUCAAGAAUGAAGAUCAAUUUAAAGCUGACAGUCGUUCAGAUGUAAAAUGUCAUCAAAUAACCUUGAGAUCACCAAGGAUGAAGACCUCACUUAGACCUAUGAGUCUGCCUAUAGAUCAGUUCCUUCCUGUAAACUUUUUAAAUGAGAACAAUUGCAAAAAUAUGGGCACUUUGAAUUCAGACAAAUUUGACAGGAAUUCAACCACUGAAGAAAUGUCUGAAAUCAAAUCUUUUCCUAACUCAUCCUCUCCAUUUUGCUGUUAUGACCCCAAAACUUGGGACAAACAAGUUAGACAAUAUGAUACAAAUGCAAACACUGCCCUCAUGACAGCAUGUCCAUUCAAGGAAAACAGAGAAGCAGAGAGUGGUGCUAGACGUGUUUUAUCUCUCGCCUCUGAUAACGCUUCCUCCAGUGCCAUGCAGCUCAGCCAGCCAGACAUGGUACCAGUGAAAGCGGUAAGAGUAAUAACAGAAGGAUGCUCUUUGGAUUCUAAUCCUCUUGCUGCUUUUAGGGCACGGAGAACUUUGCAGCCCCCACCAGGGACAUUUUACAUGCCACAUCCCAACAAUAAGGUAAAGGGAAAUGAGGAAAGUUUUCCAGAAACUUGUACAGCAGCACCUGUUAGUGUCAAUCAAGAAAAAACUGUGAAUUUUGUUGUGAACUUGGAUUCACCUGGACAGCGAGUAAAUCAAUCCAAAGCUAAAUCUGAGGAACUUCAUCCAUCUGAUGUGAAACCAGUGUGCCAGAGACUAAGACCAAAACGGAUUCAGGACUUAGAGAAAAGAGAAGCACACUUUGUAUAGGACAGCCAAAUCUUGUGUUUUAUUUUUAUUUUUGGUUAAGAGAGAGGAUAAUGGGAAUGUUGUAGGAGGAGUCUGUCCAUAGUCGGGUAAUAAGGAAAGAUUGAGUAUUUUCACUGGGACCAGUUUUGUGCCAUAUUUGAAUAAUUUUUAUAGGCAUCAUUUUUUAUGUUAGGCUACAAGGGUAUUAUGAACUAAAAUGGAAUUGACUUAUUUUUUAGUUUAUUAAUUUUGUUUUUAAGAGCAAAAAGAAGCACAGUUUGUAUAGGUCUGCCAAAUCUUGUGUUUUAGUUUUAUUUUUGGUUGAGAGGAUAAUAGGAAUGUUGUAAGAGUCUAUCCAUAGUCAGGUAAUAAAGAAACUUCAUUGGGACCACUUUGUGUCAUAUUUGAAUAAUUUUAAAGGCAUCAUUUUAAAAGUUAGGCUGGAAGGGUAUUAUGAACUAAAAUGAAGUGUUUUUUUUUAAUAUGAGAGUUUAUUUAAAUGUAUCUUCAAUAAAAUGCAGUUAUUGAGCUAAUAGGUGCAAUUGCAAAAGCUUCAGUUUCUGAAGUGGAUCUUAAGUGCUUAUUCAUAUGGAAAAAAUAGUAUUUCCUUAUGCAAAGCUUAAAACUUCUUAGUAUAAAUUUUAUAGUUUUAAAACAAUUUGACAAUUUAAAUCCUUGUGCUUUUUUAUAUAAAAGCUUUGUUUUUUCAAUCUGUGCAAUUCCAUGUUUUUCUCCCUAAUAGAUUAUCUAAUUAAUGGCCAAAUUGGCUUAUCACUAUAUUGUAUUUUUAAGCUUAUGUUUCAUUUGCUGCCAGUGUUUGUGUUGUCACUUUAAUUGUACCAAGAAGAUGCACUUAGCAAGCUGAAGAGGUGGAAAGGGUCGUGGAAGGUAGAAAAUGACCAAGGUGAGGAAGCAUAGACCCACAUAACAUACUAGCUUUUCCCAGGCAUGGUUUCAGGAGGAUCUUUUGGCAGGUAGGCUGGUAGAGGGGUAAAAGGGCCACCAAGAUGAAGAUGUGUUGUCUCUAGCUAUUGAAGCUAAGUUCACUACUUUCUCCAUGGCAUAUUCUCCCUGGUCUCUUCAGAUGUUAGAGCACCAGCAUUGACCUAUUCGGAUCGGGAGUGGUACUAGAAUUCCCAGAUGUUAGGGGUUUUUUUAAGUCAGUGAAUCUCCUAUUUAUGUUUGCUGUGUUUUUCUUAAAUUUCUCCAAAUCUGAUUAUACAAUAUGGGUCAAAAUAAACAGAAUGUCCUCAUAUAGUAUAUGCAUCUGAUAUACACCUUAUAGAUGUUUUUAUGCAAUCAUGUUACAACUGCUAAACACA